GCGCCCCCUAGCGGCCGCGCGCGGCGGCUGCAGCGGUGCACAUUUUGUCUCCAGCGGGAGGAGCUGUCCAGCGGCUCGGUGCUGAAGUGAGUCCGACGCAGCGCUGCACGCUUCAUUCAAGUAUUUCAGUGUCCCACCAAUUGAAAGGAUGCACUGGUCUAUGAACACACUACCCAUGCCGCUCUGUGUUGAGCUGGGUGUCCAUUCCCUGAGUGGCCUUCUGUGGACUCUUCUGCUCCUGUUUCUGUGGCACUGUUACCGGAUGGGCUCCGACCUGCCAAUCCCAGGUCACGCACAUGCCGGAAAGCUUAAGUCAGGCUCAAGGCGGUCCAUGAUGUCCCGCGGCGGUAGCUGCGCUGGAACAAAGUGCAGCGCACGAUCCAAGCUGUUGAGAAGUGAACAAAUUACUCCCUUCAUUCCAAUGGAAACCGAGGAGGACGAGGAGCAGGGACAGGGUUACCUCACCCCCGUGCUGAGUCACGCCUUGUUCCCAGCUCAGGCAUCUGCAGAAGCCAAAAAACUAUACGCGGCACUACAAGAGUACGCCAAACGCUACAGUUGGGUGGGCAUGGGCCGCAUUCACAAGGGCCUCCGUGAGCAGGUUCGACUAAAUGAUCACUCUGCUAUACAGAAGCCUCAUCUCUUCUUCCUGCCAGAUGUCCCAAGUGUUCCUUUCUUCCCACGUGAUGCUCAUCGACAUGACAUUGAGGUCUUGGAAGCCAGCUACCCAGUAAUCUUAGCUGAAUUCCAGACUGUUUACCAGCGGGGCGUUGACUCAAAACUAGGUUGGACCAGUUUGGGUCCAAAGGGCCAGGCAGUGUUUCCCUUGUACAGUUCUGGCGUCUGUGUGGCAGGAAACUGUCGCUCUUGUCCCUGCACAUACCGCACACUUCUCUCUCUACGAACGUUCAUAAAUAGCAACUCAUUGGGAUCUGCUGGAUUCUGGCUGCUGGGACCCGGAGCUACGUUGGGGAGUUCGUACGGUCCCACCAACACACGUCUCCGCUGUCAUCUGGGUCUGCAGACUCCACCCCUGUGUGAGCUGGUGGUGGGAGGGGAGCCGCAGUGCUGGUCAGAGGGGCACUGCCUCCUGGUCGAUGACUCGUUUCUCCACACUGUCUCCCACAAGGGUCCCUCAGAUGCCGGACCGCGCGUCAUUUUGAGCGUGGACCUCUGGCAUCCAAAUGUGGCUGCAGCCGAGAGACAAGCUCUGGACUUCAUGUUCAGCCCCGACUUCUGAACUUGCCCCUGCACCUCCAACAGACAACACCCAGGGGAUGCCUUACUUUAGCCCCGGUUGUUGUGGGUCAUCUUGCAUCUAAAUCAGAUCGAAGGAUCACUGUGUGAAUUUGCCCUCAGAAUUACACAAGCCAUUAGCCACGCUUUCAAAAGAUGUUGGAUUUAUGGUCUACACCAGGAAGUGCCACCUGAAUGCAUUAUUGAUGGAUGAUGUGAGACAAUGCUACUGUACAUGCUUGACAGUCUGGCUGCAAACUAUAAACUGACAGCAUUUGAAAGCACAAAGAGAUCUAACCUAAGAAGAGCAGAUCUAAUCCUAAUUAUUUUAAAUAUUACAGCAACGUAAACAGUAUAUUGACAUCAUGUACUAUGCUAAUGAAUGCUACUUGCAUGAAACCUGUAUCUGUCAUGAUUGUUUGAAGCUGCUGAUGCAUGCACUGAUGCCUUCAGGAUUAUUUUGAAAUAUAUGUAGAUUACUAACUCUAUGUUUCAACCAAAAAACUGUGAAAAAUCAAAAUCGUAAAUGAAAAAUGUUUCAAUUUAUUUUUGUUUUCCCGAAAUGAAUGCCAAAAAUAUAUAAAACUUUUGCAUACUGUGGUUAUUCGUUCUCUUCCUACUAUUCUCUCUGUGGGCACUUACAUGUUUCUUUAUAUAAAUAUAUAUUUUUCUUUGUUUAUUAUUACAGUCGGUGGUUUGUUUGUUGUUUAAUUAUUACCCGACAUGAAAAGAUAAGGAUUUUUUGUCAAUUAAAUUUUUUCUUGGAAUCCAAAUAAAUGGAAAAGCAAAGAAAUCCA
Molecule: messenger RNA, 2033 nt
Organism: Hippoglossus stenolepis (Pacific halibut)
Lineage: Eukaryota; Metazoa; Chordata; Actinopteri; Pleuronectiformes; Pleuronectidae
Gene: asphd1
Product: aspartate beta-hydroxylase domain containing 1
Exons: 6
Coding region: 149-1240 (363 amino acids)
Source: RefSeq, a predicted model, not a curated record